Molecule: messenger RNA, 444 nt
Organism: Lactuca saligna
Lineage: Eukaryota; Viridiplantae; Streptophyta; Magnoliopsida; Asterales; Asteraceae
Source: the annotation of a GenBank genome assembly
AUGGCCAAUAAACAUAGAUUAGCACAGUACAUACUGAAAGUAAUAGGCGAAACAAUUGACCCUAAUACCCUUUUCGACAUUCGAGUUAAGUGCAUCCAUGAAUAUAAAAGACAGAUGUUGAAUAUCCUAGGUGCUGUUUAUAGAUACAAUAAACUAAGUAAUAGCCGACCUUUAGGCACUGGUCAACGUGGGGAGAUUUAUGAGAUUAGUCGGGAAAGAGUUGCAGUUAUCCUUGAUAGCACAGAAGACAAUGAUCAAUCUGCAAAACCAUCAAUAUAUUGGCUUCUUGCUAAGCAUGUUAAGCAUGAUUUUGAUACUGAAGCUGAAGAUUGUUAUAUUGCAAUGCAGGCAUUAUCCAAGGUGUUGAAGUCUGUGCAACCUCUUAUUGUGUAUUUCCCAGACUCAUCUUUAUGGUUGUCAAGAGCUGUUUCUAAGUCAAACUGA